AUGCAACUCAUAUAUGACAAUUUAGCAAAAGAUGAAAUCCAUACCAUUAGUCAUAAUCUAGCAAAACAUAUUGCUAUUAUUAAACAGUUACAUUCACAAUCAAACGAAAACCAACGUUUAAAACUCGCUCAUCAUAUUCAUCUUCUUCGUAUUAAAAUCGGCGGUCAAAUGACUUCGCUUGAUAGACUUCAGGAAGAGCUGCUAUUUUCUUCCCUUACCGAGAAUAAUUCUUCAUUGAAUGAAAUUGAUCAGAAUGAUUCACAACAUAGUCCAACAUCGAACGAAUUUCGCCAUCGACAAAUUACAACAAAUCGUCUCAAUGAUUCAUAUGAUUUACUCGAACAAGAUUUAGCUUAUUUACAUGAAGCAAUCGAUGAAGUUAAUACAAUUAUUAAACAACAAAAUCAAAAACUACUUUCAAAAACUGAACAUGUUCAAAAUAACGCAGAAGAUCCUAGCCAUAAUACAUCGUCAUUGAUUCAAAAGGUCAUGCAAAGUAGAUAUUUUGCAUUAGUAUCAGGUGCUGUAAUAGGUGCUAGUCUUGGUGGACCAGUUGGGUUUAUGGUGGGUGCUAAAGUUGGUGCAUUGGUUACACUGAGUGGCUCAGCUGUCGGUGCCCUCUCAUUGAAUAUUAUGCGACAAAAAGUAUUGGAUAAUAAUGAAUCUCAAAAUAAUGAUUGUGUUACAUAUAAUCAAGCCAUGCUUUAA
Rotaria socialis is the source of this 708-nucleotide messenger RNA. Lineage: Eukaryota; Metazoa; Rotifera; Eurotatoria; Philodinida; Philodinidae. The record is from the annotation of a GenBank genome assembly.